AAGGAAAAUUGGUGCUCUCUCGCCAUCUGGUGACAGUGAACACCUACUACGUUACCUUGUGAGGGCAGAGACAGCUGAGGACACUUGACUCAACAUGGCAACCAGGUGGGGAAUCUGCGGCGCAGGGAAGAUCAGUGAUGACUUCACUGUGGCUCUGAAAACUCGUCCUGCGGAAGACCAUCAGAUUGUGGCUGUUGCAGCUCAUAAAUUGGAAGAUGCUCAGGAGUUUGCCAAUAAACACAGCAUCUCUCGAGUUUACGGCAGCUAUGAGGAGCUGGCCAGAGAUCCAGACAUAGAUGUUGUCUAUGUUGGAGUCGUCCACCCAUACCAUCUGAACGCCUGCAAACUUUUCAUAAAUGCUAAAAAGAAUGUUCUAAGUGAGAAGUCGCUGGCCAUGAACACCAAGGAAGUGAAAGAGAUUCUGGACUCUGCCAAAAAGAACAACGUCUUCCUCAUGGAGGCUGCGUGGACCCGUUUUUUCCAGGCCUCUGUGCAGAUCAGAAAUCUGCUGUCCUGGGAGUACAUAGGGGAGGUGAAGAUGGUCCGUGCAGACUAUGGUGUGCCACUGUUGCACAUGUCUAGAUCNGAUCAGAAGGACCGCUGUGAAGGCGCAUUACUAGGACUUGGUAUCUGCUGCCUUCAAUUCAUAUGUAUGGUAUACAAAGGAGAGAAGCCGGAGAGUAUCCAAGCCAGCGGAACCUGCCUGGAGACGGGAGUGGAUGAGACUGUGGCUGUCAUUCUUAGGUAUUCUAAGAACAGAAUGGCAAUGUUCACCUGCUCUGCUGGGGUUGAGCUACACAGUGAUGCCAUUAUUGUUGGGACAAAAGGCACAAUCCAGGUCCUUUCUCCUAUGUGGUGCCCCACCUCACUGGUUGUUAAUAGGAAGGAGACCCAGCAGCUGGUACCUGAACCCUCCUUGUCUCUCAACUUUACCUACAGCACAGGGAAGCGUUGCGAAGUAGAGGAGGUCCGCCAGUGUCUGCUCAAGGGGCUGAAGGAGAGCCCAGUCAUGUCCCAUGCCUACACUCUGCUGCUGGCUGAAAUGGGGGAUGAGAUCUGCCAGCAGGUGGGAGGGGUGUACAGCCAGGACUACCAGAGGAACAUGGCAACCAGGUGGGGAAUUUGCAGCGUGGGGAAGAUCAGUCAUGACUUCACUGUGGCUCUGAAAACUCUUCCUGCUGAAGACCAUCAGGUUGUGGCUGUUGCAGCUCGUAAAUUAGAAGAUGCUCAGGAGUUUGCCAAUAAACACAGCAUCUCUCGAGUUUACGGCAGCUAUGAGGAGCUGGCCAGAGAUCCAGACAUGGGUCAGUGUCCAUCUGCCAGAGAUAUUGUCCAUGUUGGAGUCAUCCCCCCGUACCAUCUGAACGCCUGUAAACUUUUCAUAAAUGCUAAAAAGAAUGUUCUGUGUGAGAAGUCGCUGGCCAUGAACACAAAGGAACUGAAAGAGAUUCUGGACUCUGCCAAAAAGAACAACGUCUUCCUCAUGGAGGCUGUGUGGACCCGUUUCUUCCAGGCCUCUGUGGAGAUCAGAAAUCUGCUGGCUCAGGAGUACAUAGGGGAGGUGAAGAUGGUCCGUGCCGACUAUAGUUUGCCACUGUUGCACAUGUCUAGAUCGGAUCAGAAGGACCUCAGUGAAGGCGCAUUACUAGGACUUGGUAUCUAUUGCCUUCAAUUCAUAAGUAUGGUAUACAAAGGAGAGAAGCCGGAGAGUAUCCAAGCUAGAGGCGUCUGCCUGGAGACGGGAGUGGAUGAGACUGUGGCUGUCAUUCUUAGGUAUUCUAAGAACAGAAUGGCAACGUUUACCUGCUCUGCUGGGGUUGAGCUACACAGUGAAGCCAUUAUUAUUGGGACGGAAGGCAAAAUCCAGGUCCUUUCUCCUAUGUGGUGCCCCACAUCAAUCAUUGUUGAUAGGAAGGAGACGGAGUAUCCGAUACCUGAACGCUGCUUGUCUCUCAACUUUACCUACAGCACAGGGAAGCGUUACGAAGUAGAGGAGGUCCGCCAAUGUCUGCUCAAGGGGCUGAAGGAGAGUCCAGUUACGCCCCAUGCCUACACUCUGCUGUUGGCUGAAAUGGGGGAUGAGAUCCGCCGGCAGGUGGACGUGGUGUACAGCCAGGACUGCCAGAGGAACAUGGCAACCAGGUGGGGAAUCUGCAGCGCGGGGAAGAUCAGUCAUGACUUCACUGUGGCUCUGAAAACUCUUCCUGCUGAAGACCAUCAGGUUGUGGCUGUUGCAGCUCGUAAAUUGGAGGACGCUCAGGAGUUUUCCAGAAAACACAACAUCUCUAAGGCUUAUGGCAGCUAUGAGGAGCUGGCCAGAGAUCCAGAUGUAGAUGUUGUGUAUGUUGGAGUUGUCCACCCAUGCCAUCUGAACGCCUGUAAACUUUUCAUAAAUGCUAAAAAGAAUGUUCUGUGUGAGAAGCCGCUGGCCAUGAAUGCUAAGGAAGUGAAAGAGAUUCUGGACUCUGCCGAAAAGAAUGACGUCUUCCUCAUGGAGGCUGCGUGGACCCGUUUUUUCCAGGCCUCUGUGCAGAUCAGAAAUCUGCUGUCCUGGGAGUACAUAGGGGAGGUGAAGAUGGUCCGUGCAGACUAUGGUGUGCCACUGUUGCACAUGUCUAGAUCAGAUCAGAAGGACCGCUGUGAAGGCGCAUUACUAGGACUUGGUAUCUGCUGCCUUCAAUUCAUAUGUAUGGUAUACAAAGGAGAGAAGCCGGAGAGUAUCCAAGCCAGCGGAACCUGCCUGGAGACGGGAGUGGAUGAGACUGUGGCUGUCAUUCUUAGGUAUUCUAAGAACAGAAUGGCAAUGUUCACCUGCUCUGCUGGGGUUGAGCUACACAGUGAUGCCAUUAUUGUUGGGACAAAAGGCACAAUCCAGGUCCUUUCUCCUAUGUGGUGCCCCACCUCACUGGUUGUUAAUAGGAAGGAGACCCAGCAGCUGGUACCUGAACCCUCCUUGUCUCUCAACUUUACCUACAGCACAGGGAAGCGUUGCGAAGUAGAGGAGGUCCGCCAGUGUCUGCUCAAGGGGCUGAAGGAGAGCCCAGUCAUGUCCCAUGCCUACACUCUGCUGCUGGCUGAAAUGGGGGAUGAGAUCUGCCAGCAGGUGGGAGGGGUGUACAGCCAGGACUACCAGAGGAACAUGGCAACCAGGUGGGGAAUUUGCAGCGUGGGGAAGAUCAGUCAUGACUUCACUGUGGCUCUGAAAACUCUUCCUGCUGAAGACCAUCAGGUUGUGGCUGUUGCAGCUCGUAAAUUGGAGGACGCUCAGGAGUUUUCCAGAAAACACAACAUCUCUAAGGCUUAUGGCAGCUAUGAGGAGCUGGCCAGAGAUCCAGAUGUAGAUGUUGUGUAUGUUGGAGUUGUCCACCCAUGCCAUCUGAACGCCUGUAAACUUUUCAUAAAUGCUAAAAAGAAUGUUCUCUGUGAGAAGCCGCUGGCCAUGAACACCAAGGAAGUGAAAGAGAUUCUAGACUCUGCCAAAAAGAACAACGUCUUCCUCAUGGAGGUUGCGUGGACCCGUUUUUUCCCAGCCUCUGUGGAGAUCAGAAAGCUGCUGGCUGAGGAGUACAUAGGGGAGGUGAAGAUGGUCCGUGCAGACUUUGGUGUGCCACUAUUCCAUGUGCCAAGAUCAGAUCAGAAGGACCUCGGUGGAGGAGCAUUACUAGGUCUUGGCAUCUCCUGCCUUCAAUUUAUAAGUAUGGUGUACAACAGAGAGAAGCCAGAGAGUAUCCAAGCCAGCGGGAUCUGCCUGGAGACAGGAGUGGAUGAAAGUGUUGCUGUCAUUCUUCAGUACUCAAAAAACAGAAUGGCGAUGUUCACCUGCUCUGCUGGGGUCCAUCUGCAUGGUGAAGCCUUUAUUGCUGGGACAAACGGCAUAAUAGAGGUCCUUUCUCCUAUGUGGUGCCCCACAGCACUGGUUGUUAAUGAGAAGGUGACCCAAUAUCCGGUACCUGAACCCCACUUGCCUCUCAACUUUACCUACAGCACAGGGAUGCGUUACGAAGCAGAGGAGGUCCGCCAAUGUCUGCUCAAGGGUAAUGAGACAUCAGCAUUUUGCCUUCUGUAGGUCUGGUACCAUUAG
Messenger RNA from Poecilia latipinna (sailfin molly), 4081 nucleotides. RefSeq lists its product as uncharacterized. Gene Ontology annotation, molecular function: nucleotide binding. The transcript is spliced from 28 exons. The record is from RefSeq and is a predicted model, not a curated record. Bases 95 to 4066 code for a protein of 1323 amino acids. NCBI's taxonomy places the organism in Eukaryota, Metazoa, Chordata, Actinopteri, Cyprinodontiformes, Poeciliidae.